AUGGCUCGGUUUACGUUUCCUGCUGACAACCUGCUGUGCAGGUGUCUCGGCAUCUCCAUCACCGUGUGGCUGACUCUUCUGUUUGUCUUCAUAAUCGUGCCAGCUGUACUUGGAGUGUCUUUUGGUAUCCGCAGCUUCUACAUGAGGACACUUCUCAAGAUAUUUGAGUGGGCAACCUUACGAAUGGAGUUGGGAGCAAAAGAAAAGAAUCAGCAACUUUAUAAACCAUAUACCCACGGUAUCAUAGCCAAGGAGCCUCCAUCUUCUUUGCAGCAGGAGAUCCAGGAGCUCCGGGGUUCUGCCAGCAGUCUGCCCUCGGAGCCAGAGUUUGAGAUGGCUGACAUCUUCUACUUCUGCCGGAGGGGGGUCGAGAGCAUUGUGGACGAUGAGGUGACCAAGCGCUUUUCAGCCCAGGAACUGGAGAGCUGGAACUUGCUGACUCGGAGCAACUACAACUUCCGUCACAUUAGUCUGAGACUUACCGUCCUGUGGGGGCUGGGGAUCCUCAUCCGCUACGGCGUCCUGCUGCCCCUCAGGGUUACUCUCGCAGUCACCGGCAUUUGUCUGCUGCUUGUCCUGACCACCUUGGUGGCGUUUUUACCAAAUGCAGAGUUAAGAUCUUACCUGAGUGAGAAGGUUCAUCUGAUGUGUUACCGCAUCUGCGUGAGAGCUCUCACUGCAAUCAUCACCUAUCAUAACAGCGAGAACAAACCGAAGAACGGCGGUAUCUGUGUGGCGAAUCACACGACACCCAUUGAUGUCAUAAUCUUGGCCAAUGACGGCUGCUACGCUCUGGUUGGCCAGGUGCACGGAGGGUUGAUGGGAAUGGUGCAAAGAGCCAUGGUCAAGUCAUCCUCGCACAUCUGGUUCGAAAGAUCAGAAGUGAAAGACCGACAUCUAGUGGCCAAAAGGCUUGGAGAUCAUGUUGCUGAUAAAACCAAACAGCCCAUCCUCAUCUUCCCCGAGGGUACCUGCAUUAACAACACGUCAGUGAUGAUGUUUAAGAAAGGCAGCUUUGAAAUCGACUGCACCGUCUAUCCUGUUGCCAUUAAGUAUGAUCCUCGUUUUGGAGAUGCUUUCUGGAACAGCAGUAAGUUUGGCAUGGUGAGUUACCUUCUGAGGAUGAUGAGCAGCUGGGCCAUCGUCUGCAGCGUCUGGUAUCUGCCACCUAUGAACAGAGAGGAAGGGGAGGAUGCAGUACAGUUUGCCAACAGAGUAAAAGCAGCCAUAGCUGCUCAAGGAGGGUUAGUGGACCUCAUUUGGGACGGAGGACUGAAACGAGCAAAGGUGAAAGACGUGUUCAAAGAGGAGCAGCAGAAACUUUACAGCAAAGUUCUCGUGGGCGACCACGACUCUGAGGACCGAGUGGAGGACAAACGUUUAGAGGAUGGAAAUCCAGACGGGGAUAAGAGCAGCAAAGAUUCACCAGAAGGACAAUGAGGACACAGUGAAUGUACGUCUGUUAUUAUUGCAGACUUUUAUACUGAACAGUGAAUGUGAAUUACCUCGAACAGGAGUUUGUAUAUUCGUUGCUGUCAUUUUUAUCAAGCUGAGGACCAAAGAAAUGUAGUUUAUGUUUUGAUAUCUGAGUUUUUAAUCUGUUUUAAAUGCUCUGUAAUUUGGUUUUCUGUUGUAAAAUUAGGAGAAAAGUUUAAACAGUGAGGGGUAAUGUGUUUUUAUGUGAAAAUCUGAGUUCUUCUGCUUCAUUUUUACUGCCAUGUGAGCUUGUUGUGUGUCUAAUUGAAUUCUUCUCCUCCUAAAAUAUAGACUGUUUAUAAACAUUUUAAAACGAAA
This is a messenger RNA of Stegastes partitus (bicolor damselfish), 1794 nucleotides long. Its product is annotated as glycerol-3-phosphate acyltransferase 4-like. Gene Ontology annotation, cellular component: endoplasmic reticulum. The coding region runs from base 1 to 1440 and encodes 479 amino acids. The record is from RefSeq and is a predicted model, not a curated record. The transcript is spliced from 12 exons. NCBI's taxonomy places the organism in Eukaryota, Metazoa, Chordata, Actinopteri, Pomacentridae. Gene Ontology annotation, biological process: triglyceride biosynthetic process. Gene Ontology annotation, molecular function: glycerol-3-phosphate O-acyltransferase activity.